Rhopilema esculentum is the source of this 1459-nucleotide messenger RNA. RefSeq names its product RNA 3'-terminal phosphate cyclase. Gene Ontology annotation, biological process: RNA processing. The record is from RefSeq and is a predicted model, not a curated record. Lineage: Eukaryota; Metazoa; Cnidaria; Scyphozoa; Rhizostomeae; Rhizostomatidae. Gene Ontology annotation, cellular component: nucleus. Gene Ontology annotation, molecular function: RNA-3'-phosphate cyclase activity.
UAAGAAAAGCAAUGAUGUAUAUCAUUGAAGAAAAGUUGUUGUAUGCGUACGUAGCAAAAAAAUUCCUGAAGGGCUUCAAAUGAUGUCUGCUAAAGUUAUAAAUGGCGAAAUAUUGGAAGGAAAAAAGAUAACACAAGCACAAAAGGCAAAUUUUGAAACAUUUGUCUGUGACAAGGUGGAUCACAAAAGGAGAGUAGCAAAGAUAAGAGUAGAUAAAGAAAAGUCUUGUUCCCUUAGAAGUACUUCAGGAGCCUAAAGAGGAUAAAUCGGGUGGCCAGAUCCUACGAAAUUCAGUCACAUUGAGUUGCCUGAUGAAAAUACCAAUAACUGUUGAAAAUGUGAGGGGCAAAAGAAGCAAACCUGGCUUGAGGCCACAGCAUCUUGCAGGCAUAAAAUUAGUUACUGCAAUUUGCAAUGGAAAGCUAAAAGGAGCUGAAGUUGGAUCAACUUUAGUAAAUUUUGAGCCAGGAUGUAUAAACUCUGGUGACUUCAAGGUUGACAUACAAACAGCAGGAAGUGUCAGUCUGUUAAUCCAGGUGGCACUACCUUGUAUCCUUUAUGGCCCACAAAAAUCUACACUUUCCAUGAAAGGAGGGACCAAUGUGGAAAUGGCACCACCUAUUGAAUUCUUUGCUGAGCUAUUCAUUCCAACUGUAAAGAGAUUUGGAGUUGAAUUGGGUUGUGACAUAAUUCGUAGAGGAUUUUUCCCGAAAGGUGGCGGUGAAGUAAAUGUUACUGUAAAUCCAGUGAACAGUUUGUUGCCAGUUCAGAUGGUAGAUUUUGGAGAGGUUACCCUUGUUAGAGGUAUGGCUUAUGUGGCUGGUGUAUUGCCAAAGAAGGUUGCUAAUAUUAUGGCAAAAGAGGCAACAAGUAUCAUUAGAAAAUCAUUGUCAAGUGUACCAAUAAAGAUAGACAGUCAUCAGAUUGCCAGGGAUCAAGCUGCGGGGACAGGCUGUGGUAUCAUGAUAAUUGCUGAAACUUCGACAGGUUGCCUAUUAUCAGGAUCACAAAUUGGGAAGAAAGGCAUACCUGCAGAGCAAGUAGGAACUGCAGCGGCCGAAGAACUGCUAAAGAGCAUCAGAAACGAGGCAUGCAUUGACGAACACCUUCAAGACCAGCUGAUAAUUCUAAUGGCCUUAGCGGAUGGCAAAUCUGCAAUUCAAACUGGCCCAUUAACUUUGCACACCCAGACGGCGAUUCAUAUCGCUGAAAUGCUCACCAAGGCCAAGUUUACAACAAAAGCAAUAAAAGAGAGGGAAGACGAGCAAGGAACCUACCUAAUAGAAUGCAUUGGAUCUGGGCAUGCGCGAUAGCCUCAAAAGAGUGUCACCGACGACAUACUCAGGUGCAUAGAAAUCAAGAAUACUGCGUCAUUGACAUAAAUUCGAUUAAUUUUCAAUCUUUCGCUAAUGACAUUAAUAUUGACUUCGAAAAGGGAACUCUUCAAGUUUUAGUAAUG